This is a messenger RNA of Callorhinus ursinus (northern fur seal), 7739 nucleotides long. RefSeq names its product autophagy related 2B (gene ATG2B). Gene Ontology annotation, molecular function: protein-membrane adaptor activity; phosphatidylinositol-3-phosphate binding. NCBI's taxonomy places the organism in Eukaryota, Metazoa, Chordata, Mammalia, Carnivora, Otariidae. The record is from RefSeq and is a predicted model, not a curated record. Gene Ontology annotation, cellular component: phagophore; phagophore assembly site. Gene Ontology annotation, biological process: glycophagy; autophagy of mitochondrion; autophagosome assembly.
CCCAGGACCGGGAGCGCGCCCCGCGUAGGACAACAAAUUCGUCGCGCGGCGGCGGUGGAGGAGUCCGCCUCAGUACCUGCCUCAGGCUCUGCCGCCUCCCCGCGUGUUCUCUUGAGUCCUCUCUCGGUGACUACUACUAGGGUCCUCGCGGAGGCCCCGCACUCCCUCCCCGGGCCUGGGGCGACGGGGACUGCUCUGUGCCUGGUCCCUGCCAGGCCUAGCGCGAGGCGCGCGGCGCGGACGAUGGGGUCGCCCUGAGGGACGCCCGGCGCCGAGCGGGCAUGGAGGGGCUGUCCCGGGCAUAGGCCCCGCCGCGGACUGGGCACGCGGGCCGGGACCCGAGGCGCCGCCGCCGCGGCCUGGAGCCGGAACCUGGGCCCCAGGGCCGGAGUCGCCGCCUGCAGCCCCCGCGGGCCCCGUUGCCAGCCCUCAUCAUGCCUUGGCCGUUUUCGGAGUCCAUCAAGAAGAGGGCCUGUCGGUACCUCCUGCAGAGGUACCUGGGCCACUUCCUGCAGGAGAAGCUGAGCCUGGAGCAGCUCAGCCUGGACCUGUACCAGGGCACCGGGUCCCUCGCCCAAGUCCCCUUGGAUAAAUGGUGUCUCAAUGAGAUCCUGGAGUCGGCAGAUGCGCCUUUAGAAGUCACUGAAGGAUUCAUACAGUCAAUUUCUCUGUCAGUUCCAUGGGGCUCCUUGCUACAGGAGAAUUGUGCACUGGAAGUGAAAGGGCUAGAAAUGGUCUUCCGGCCUAGACCCCGCCUAGCAACUGGUUCUGAACCUAUGUAUUGGUCAAGUUUCAUGACCAGCAGUAUGCAAUUGGCAAAAGAAUGUCUUAGCCAGAAAUUAACAGAUGAACAAGGAGAAGCAUCGCAGCCUUUUGAAGGACUUGAAAAGUUUGCUGAAACCAUUGAAACAGUACUAAGAAGAGUAAAAGUCACUUUUAUAGACACUGUCUUGAGAAUUGAACACGUGCCAGAAAAUUCCAAAACUGGAACUGCACUUGAAAUUCGAAUAGAAAGAACUGUCUACUGUGAUGAAGCUGCUGAUGAGGCCUCAGGAAUUAACGUGCAUCAGCCCACAGCCUUUGCUCACAAGUUACUCCAGCUCUCCGGAGUAUCUCUCUUCUGGGAGGAGUUUUCUGCGUCAGCAAAAUCUUCCCCAGUGUGUUCAACUGCACCAGCGGAAACUGAGCCAAAGCUGUCACCUAGCUGGAAUCCCAAAAUUGUAUAUGAGCCACACCCACAACUAACUAGAAAUUUACCAGAGGUAGCGCCCUCUGACCCAGUGCAGAUUGGAGGGCUAAUUGGUAGGCUGGAGUUGAGUCUCACGUUGAAACAGAAUGAAGUACUUCCUGGAGCUAAGUUGGAUAUUGAUGGACAGAUAGACUCUAUUCAUCUAUUCCUGUCACCAAGGCAGGUGCACUUGCUUUUGGAUAUGUUAGCAGCUGUUGCUGGACCAGAAAAUUCUAGCAAAAUAGGGUUAGCUAAUAAAGAUAGAAAAAGCCGACCCAUGCAGCAAGAAGAGGAAUAUCGAAUUCAGAUGGAAUUAAACCGGUAUUAUUUGAGAAAAGAUUCCCUCUCAGCAGGUGUAUCUUCAGAGCAAAGCUUUUAUGAGACAGAAUCCGCUCGUACACCUUCUAGCCGUGAAGAAGAAGUUUUCUUCUCCAUGGCUGAUAUGGACAUGUCCCAUAGUCUCUCUUCUCUUCCACCUCUGGGAGACCCUCCAAAUAUGGACCUUGAGUUGUCAUUAACUAGUACAUAUACAAAUACUCCAGCAGGAUCUCCAUUAAGUGCUACUGUGCUUCAGCCAACAUGGGGAGAUUUCCUUGAACAUCAUAAAGAACAACCAGUAAGAGGGUCCACAUUGCCAUCCAACCUAGUUCACCCACCAAAUUUACAGAAGACUUCUCUCCCAUCUAGAUCUGUUUCAGUGGAUGAAUCCAGGCCUGAACUUAUUUUUAGACUAGCUGUGGGAACCUUUUCCAUCUCUGUGCUUCACAUCGAUCCUUUAUCUCCACCUGAAACAUCACUAAACCUUAAUCCAUUGACGCCUUUGGCGAUAGCAUUCUUUACCUGUAUAGAAAAGAUUGACCCAGCAAGAUUUUCAACAGAUGAUUUUAAGUCUUUCCGAGCAGUAUUUGCGGAAGCUUGCAAACAUGAUCACCUUAGAUUUAUAGGUACUGGCAUCAAAGUGUCCUAUGAACAAAGACAAAGAUCAGCUUCCCGAUAUUUUAGUACUGAUAUGUCCAUUGGGCAAAUGGAACUUUUGGAAUGCCUGUUUCCAACUGAUUCUCAUUCUGUUCCUCCUCACUACACAGAGCUUUUAAUGUUCCAUCCCAAAGAACGAACUGAUUCCCAUCUCCCUGUGUGUCUUCAGCUUCAUUAUAAGCAUUCUGAGAAUAAAGGACCCCAGGGUAAUCAAGCAAGGCUUAGUUCUGUUCCUCAGAAGGCAGAAUUACAAAUUAAGUUAAAUCCUGUGUUUUGUGAGCUGGAUAUCAGUAUUGUGGACAGGUUAAAUUCUUUGCUUCAACCACAAAAGCUUACUACGGUAGAAAUGAUGGCAUCGCACAUGUAUACUUCAUACAAUAAACAUACUAGUCUGCACAAAGCUUUCACUGAAGUAUUUCUGGAUGAUUCACAUAAUCCUGCAAAUUGUCGGGUGUCAGUACAAGUGGCCACACCAGCGUUAAACCUUUCUGUUCGCUUCCCAAUACCUGAUCUUCGAUCAGAUCAAGAAAGAGGACCAUGGUUUAAGAAGUCACUUCAAAAGGAGAUCCUUCAUUUAGCAUUCACAGACCUAGAAUUUAAGACUGAAUUUAUAGGAGGAUCAACCCCAGAACAAAUGAAAUUGGAACUUACGUUUAGAGAAUUAGUUGGGUCAUUCCAGGAAGAUAAAGGAGAACCAUCUAUUAAGUUUUUCCAUGUGUCUAGCGGAGUAGAUGGAGAUACAGCGUCAUCAGAUGACUUUGACUGGCCACGAAUUGUGCUGAAAUUAAAUCCACCAGCUGUGCAUUCCAUUUUGGAGCGAAUAGCAGCUGAGGAAGAAGAGAGUGAUGGCCGCUAUCAGGAAGAGGAGGAAGGGGGUGCUCAUUCCCUGAAGGAUGUUUGUGAUCUGCGAAGACCAGCCCCUUCUCCCUUCUCUUCUCGUAGAGUCAUGUUUGAAAAUGAGCAGAUGGUGAUGCCAGGAGACCCUGUGGAAAUGACAGAAUUUCAGGAUAAAGCAAUCAGCAAUUCUCACUAUGUGCUGGAACUUACGUUACCCAACAUUCAUAUAACACUACCUAAUAAAAGCUUUUAUGAGAAGCUUUAUAAUAGGAUCUUUAAUGACUUGCUGCUGUGGGAACCAACAGCUCCUUCACCAGUGGAGACAUUUGAAAAUAUUUCCUAUGGUAUUGGUCUUUCUGUAGCCAGUCAGCUGAUUAAUACCUUCAACAAAGAUAGUUUUAGUCCAUUUAAAUCCACAGCUCACUACGAUGAGGAGAGUGGAUCUGAGGAGGAGACAUUGCAGUAUUUUUCUACUGUUGAUCCCAACUAUCGUUCCCGUAGGAAAAAAAAACUAGACUCUCAGAACAAGAACUCGCAGAGUUUUCUCUCAGUUCUUCUGAGUAUUAACCAUGGACUAAUGGCAGUGUUUACAGAUGUCAGGCAAGAUAAUGGAGAGCUGUUGGAAAAUAAACAUGGCGAAUUCUGGUUAGAGUUCAGCAGUGGUUCGUUGUUUUGUGUGACCAAGUAUGAAGGCUGUGAUGACAAGCACUACAUCUGCCUUCAUUCCAGUAGUCUGAGUCUGUACCACAAAGGCGUAGUAGAUGGAGUGAUUCUUCCUACGGAAACACGACUGCCCAGUUCAACCCGCCCACACUGGUUGGAACCUACUAUUUAUUCCUCUGAAGAAGAUGGCCUCAGUAGAGCUUCUUCAGAUGGUGUUGCAGGAGACACUUUGAAUAUGCUCUCUGUUGCAGUUAAAAUACUAUCUGAUAAAUCAGAGUCCAAUACAAAGGAAUUUCUCAUUGCUGUGGGGUUGAAAGGAGCCACACUCCAGCACAGAAUGCUUCCUUCUGGGCUUAGCUGGCACGAGCAGAUUUUAUACUUCUUGAAUAUUGCUGAUGAACCUGUUCUGGGAUAUAAUCCUCCAACUUCAUUUACAACUUUUCACGUUCACCUCUGGAGCUGUGCACUUGAUUAUAGGCCUCUUUAUUUGCCGAUCCGAUCUCUUCUCACUGUGGAAACCUUCAGCAUUUCGAGUAGUGUGGCCUUGGACAAAUCCUCAUCUACUCUCAGAAUAAUCUUGGAUGAAGCUGCUUUGCAUUUGUCUGACAAGUGUAAUACUGUUACUAUAAAUUUGAGUAGAGAUUAUGUUCGUGUGAUGGAUAUGGGGCUUUUGGAAUUAACCAUAACUGCAGUGAAAUCUGAUUCUGAUGGAGAGCAAACUGAGCCGCGCUUCGAGCUACACUGUUCCAGUGACAUUGUCCAUAUCAGAACGUGCUCGGACUCUUGUGCUGCUUUAAUGAAUCUCAUUCAGUACAUUGCAAGCUACGGGGACUUACAUGCAGCAAACAAGGUGGAGAUGAAGCCUGGAGCCCCUCACAGAAAGAUGAAGGUAGAUUCCAGCGGUCGCUCAUCCUCACAAGGUCCAGUACUUCCUGAAGCAGACCAGCAGAUGUUACGCGAUCUGAUGAGUGACGCUAUGGAGGAGGUUGACCUGCAGCAGGCUGCCGCGUCCGCACAGGCCCAGGCCAACGGUGUUUUGGAUGAAAAAUCUCAAACUCAGGAGCCCUGUUGUUCAGACCUCUUCCUGUUUCCAGAUGAGAGUGGGAACACGUCCCAGGAGCCUGGCCCUCCUUGCACCUCAUUCACACACCACUUGAUUAGUGAUGCAAUGGCAGGUGCGCCCACUGAGAAUGACGACUUUUGCAUUCUUUUUGCACCAAGAGCAAACAUUCAGGAGAAGGAGGAAGAGCCAGUUGUAAAAGUGAUGGUCGAUGAUGCAAUCGUAAUAAGGGAGAAUUACUUUAGUCAACCCGCUAAGAAGACGGACACGGGCAAAGCUCCAUUGCACUUUCCCAUCCCUGUCGUUCGCUAUGUCGUUAAAGAAGUCUCUCUUGUUUGGCAUCUUUAUGGAGGAAAGGAUUUUGGAACAGUUCCUCCUACUUCUCCAGCUAAAAGUUACAUUCCCCACAGUUCACCUUCUCACACUCCCACAAGGCAUGGACGUAACAUGGCAUGUGGGGGAAAAGGAAGAAACCAUGACUUUUUAAUGGAAAUACAGUUAAGCAAGGUGAGGUUUCAGCACGAGGUCUACCCGCCUUGCAAGCCUGAGUCUGACUCUGGCCUCUUAGAGCACCCAGUCUCCCGGCAGGUGUUUGUCGUGCAGGAUCUUGAAAUUCGAGAUCGUCUGGCAACAUCACAGAUGAAUAAGUUUUUGUACCUGUAUUGCAGUAAAGAAAUGCCUCGAAAAGCUCAUUCCAACAUGUUGACAGUGAAAGUAUUACACGUGCGCCCUGAGUCCGGCAGGUCACCGCAGGAAUGCUGCUUGCGAGUGUCCCUAAUGCCACUUCGCCUCAAUAUUGACCAGGAUGCCUUGUUCUUCCUGAAGGAUUUCUUCACAAGUCUUUCCACAGAAGUAGAGCUUCUAAUGACUCCAGAUCCAGAAGUUAAAAAAUCUCCUGGAGCUGAUGUCACCUGCAGUUUGCCAAGGCAUUUAAGCACCUCCAAGGAGCCAAAUCUAGUUCUUUCUUUUCCUGGGCCAAAGCAGCCUUCCCAAGAUGGUGGUGCCAGUUCGGUGGAAAUGGUUAAUGGGGAGGAAGAGAAGGACUUCUCAGCUGGAGAAGCAUCAUUUAGUGAUCAGCCCGUGUUUUUUAGAGAAUUUAGAUUCACAUCAGAAGUUCCUAUUCGACUUGAUUAUCAUGGCAAACACGUAUCAAUGGAUCAGGGUACGCUGGCUGGGAUUCUGAUUGGUCUGGCCCAGUUAAACUGCUCAGAACUGAAGCUGAAGCGGCUUUUCUACCGGCAUGGCUUGCUAGGUGUUGACAAAUUGUUUUCGUAUGCAAUCACGGAAUGGCUUACUGACAUUAAGAAAAACCAGCUACCAGGAAUCCUGGGAGGUGUUGGGCCUAUGCAUUCACUAGUACAAUUAGUGCAAGGCCUAAAGGACUUGGUCUGGUUACCGAUAGAGCAGUACCGGAAGGACGGCCGCAUCGUCAGAGGGUUCCAGAGAGGUGCUGCCUCCUUUGGCACCUCAACAGCCAUGGCCGCCCUGGAGCUCACCAACAGGACGGUUCAGACCAUACAGGCGGCAGCAGAGACUGCUUAUGACAUGGUGUCUCCUGGGACCCUUUCUAGUGAGACCAAGAAGAUCAAAAGGUUUCCUCAUCACCGCUUAGCCCACCAGCCAGUGGACCUGCGGGAAGGUGUGGCCAAGGCCUACAGUGUUGUGAAAGAGGGACUUACAGACACGGCUCAGACAAUUUAUGAAACCGCAGCUCGAGAACACGAGAGCAGAGGGGUCACUGGUGCCGUGGGCGAGGUCCUGCGCCAGAUUCCUCCUGCAGUGGUGAAACCUCUGAUUGUUGCCACAGAAGCGACAUCAAAUGUAUUAGGUGGCAUGAGAAACCAAAUUAGACCAGAUGUUCGGCAAGACGAGUCACAGAAAUGGCGCCAUGGGGAAGACUGAUACUUCAGAUGCAAUUCUUUAUGGAGAUAGUGAGGGUGGAAGUAAGGAGCAUAGUGUCCCAUUGGCAGCUUUAGAGGGUACUCAUUUAAUUUUAUUGUGCUCAUCUCAGGAACAAAAGCAUUUCUUAGUUAAAUAAUUUAAUAUCAAAGCAACAUGCAACCAAAAACUUGUGACAUUUUAGGGCUAGUUUGGUACUUGCCUCGAGAAGUGUUUGGUAGUUAGUGUCAAAAGUUCUUAAGCGUUUGCUGCCAAGUGAGUGGAAUGCUUGCUUUUAUUAAAAUGGCUGUAAUUCUCCUUGCUAUGGAUGAGAGAUCAUUGGAAGCCUCCUGUUACAGUACAGUGUGCUCAGAAACUUUGAAAGUGCACUUUGAAAGCACUGUUUAUGUUGCCCUGAGGAGUUGAUUUUUCUCAAGGUCUAAAAAGAAUCACAGCUUCGAAACUUUCAUUGAGAAUGAGAGACAGAAGCUACAGGGAAAGCAAAGCAAAUAGGAUUUUAAUAUAAAUAUCCCUGAGGAAUAAAUAACCUAGUCUGUUGGAUUUAGUGUCCGUGCACUUGAGAACAUUAUUUCCAUUCCCUCAGAAAAUCUUAUCUGUGGGCGUUGAGAACGUGAAUGUCGCAGACAUGUUCUGUUGUGUUGCACUUUAUUGUGUGUGUGUGUGUGUGUGUGUGUGUGUGUGUGUGUGUAGAUUAAUACAAGUCAUGUGAUCUAUUCAUUAUGUAAUUUACAGAUUUUCACAAAAUAUAAAGAGGAGUAAGACUGAAUGUUUUUGGCAAAGGAAGCUAACUCAGAUGUAGUAACUUCCAUUUAUUUUAAGUGUAAAUGAAAAUGUGCAUUCUAUAAUGUACUGGGGCCCAUAUGAUUUAUAUGUUCACUUUUCAGCAGAUAUAGUGCAAGCUUGUUAGGAAUGUGUGGAAAGGGAGAUUGGAAAUGAUUUUUACGUUGCUGAAAUUAACCAAAAAUCCUCCAAAUAUGCCCUAGUAAGCUAUUUCGAAGUACCAUUUUUACUUGGUUAACAGUGUACAUUUUGAUAACCUGUCAGGAAUGAAUAAAAUAUUUUUAUUUAAAGGUAAAA